UCUGCUGUUAGUAACUAACACACACUCACUCACACCGAGACUCAAUUACUGCCCAAUUCCCUUCUUUAUCAUCUCCUGCUACCGGCCUCCCACAACAACGCGAAAUCGAGAAGGAAAAGAAACAUAACUUGAAAUAAUACUUGAAACUAAGUCGAAAAGGGAAAUACAUAGCAUAGAAGUAUCUAAACUGGGUUUGCAGAGCCGUGAUGUCACAGAUCUGAAUACACUCUUGAACGAUAUGGAGUCUGGUGAGCGGCUGGUCUCCCCAUCGUCUGCCUCCUCCUCCUCCUCCCCCGCCCCCGCCCCGUCCACCAAGAGCAGCCUCGCACCGGGCCCCGCCUCGCUGGGACCCGCUCUGACCACCUGUGGACACUUGUUCCGGGCGGGCAGCGAUCAGACCUUCAGCCUGUCCACGGUCUCAAGUGCCUUCCCCAUGGUCAACCACCCGGCCUUCGGCCUGUACACGUCCAGCUCCGGCCGGUCCGAGUUCGGGGGCCUGGGGACCCUCGGUGUGAGUGCAGCCCUGGCAGCCCACCCCCAGCUGAGCGUCUUUCCAGAGUGGUGGCGGAGCUCUGAGGCCCAUGGACACGGCUCCACCCCCUUCUUCCCCCCGCUCCUGGGCCUGCCCCCCAUGUUUGCCCCCCAGGUGCAGAACCACGAGUCCGGCCCCUUCCAUUCCCGAACCCCCAGCACCAACGGCCGAAGCAGCAGCAAGGGGGUGAAUGGUGCAGUGAACGGGAGCGGUACCUCUGCUUCCUCAAGGGGGAGCUCUACCCCCGCCACCCCCCCGGCUCCAGCGCUCUCUGAGCGGAUGAAGAAGACCGCCACCUCCGCCAGCAGGAUCCAGAAGAGCAGCCUGGACAGCGGUCAGACGGUGGAAAAACACGGCCGCAAAACAAAAGACAAGAAGCUCGGCAAGGCGGCGGUGGAGAGCUCCAGCAACAGCGACAGCGAAUCGGCUUCCUCCUCGGGCACGUCAAGCGAAGGCGUGAGCAGCAGCGACUCCGAGGACCUGGGCGACGAUGAUGAGGACGAUGAUGAAGAGGAUGAGGAUCAGACCAACGACAGCGAGGACUCAGAUUCUGAAAAGGAAGCGGGAGAGAAGAGGAAGGGAAAGGUUCUAAGGCGGAGCCCCAGUGAGGCUAAGAAGGGCGGAGCCAGGGCUGUGGAGGAGGAGCCACAGGACAGGAAGAGCUUCCCCACUGAAGCGCCUCCCCCGGCCCACCUCCCUCCCCAGCCCGCCCCGCUGGUCUUCCCCAGCUCCAAGGCCACGGAGGAGAGCCUGCGGCAGCACCAGAGCGUCAUCCACGCCAUCGGCCUGGCCGCCUGCCCCAAGCCCCUGGCCCUGGUCACCCAGCCCCGGAGAGAGGCCUCGCCCAACUCCCUCUCCCCCAUGCCCAAGCCCCUGUCCCUCGCCCUGUCCCCCUCCCCCACGCACGCCGCCCCCUCCCCGGAGAGCGUGAGGAGCUCCAGCCGCAGCCUGCUCCAGGACCCCCUCGCGCAGAUCGCCGAUUUCAGACUGAAGCCGCCCUUUCUCUCCCCGGAGCUGAAGAAACAGCAGGACCUCUUCAAGGCCCAGAAAGCGCUGAUGACAUCAUCCCUCUCCGCUCCCAAAGUGUCGCUCGGCGGUCACAAGCUGAGCUUCCUGCCGGACAAGCACUCCAACCUCUUCCUGUCCAACACGCUCCUGGGGCAGCACCGUAACGGGGUGAUCCAGACCGCCGUCCAGGACGCCCCCCUGGCCCUCAUCACCAAGCCCCGGGGCCUGGCCCCCAGGGGCCCCGACAAACCCCUCCUCCCGCCGGCCCCCAGCGCUUCCUGCCCCUCGCCCGUCAACCUGAGCACGGGGGCCAAGGCCCCGCCCCCCCCGGCCGCCGGCGUCUCAGUGGUGCGUUCGCGGCUCUCCGCCUCGCCCGCCGCCCCCCCUCUCGCCCCUCUCACCGGGAGGACCCUAUCCCAGAGCCACCUGGCGCAGUCCCUGGUGGAGAUGUUCCGCGCGGCGGAGUCGGACAUCACCAGCAGCAGAGACUCGGACGACUCGGCCGAAGAUGAGCUGGAGGAGGAGGAGGACGAGGAGGAAGACUCUGACGAAGACUCGGACGACAGCCCAUCAGAAUCGGAGAGCAACCUGGAGAGCAACUCUGAAGGCUCUGAGGGCGAUGGGAAGGACUGCAGCGUGAUGGAGGUGGACCCCCCGGGGGAAAACAUGCCCCUGAAGCUGGUCAAGACCCCCUCCUCCAACCACUCCUCCGACUGCUCCCCGCUCAACCUCAUCAAGACCCCCAGCUCCACCGCUCCCCCCACAGCGACGGGCGCCGGCGCCUCGGCCUAUCACAGCGCCCCCUCGUCCUCCUACUCUCUGAGCAUGCCCGCAGGGUCCAGGAAGCGACGGAGAGUGACGGAUGAGCGGCAGCUGAGGAUUCCGCUGGAAUUGGGGUGGCAGAGAGAGACACGUGUGCGGACCCUAAACGGGCGCGUGCAGGGCGACGUGUCCUACUACACCCCCUGUGGGAAGAAGUUACGGCAGUACCCCGACGUCGUCAAGUAUCUAUCCAGAAAUGGAAUAAGUGACAUCACACGCGAUAAUUUUAGCUUCAGUGCAAAAUUCAGGGUUGGUGACUUCUAUGAAGCCAGAGAUGGACUGCAGGGGCUGCAGUGGAGCCUGCUGAAAGAGGACGAGGUCAUCCCUCACCUCCUGGCCCUGGACGGCCGCAGGGGCCGGCUGCCCGGCUCCGAGCGGCAGGGAGAGGGGUCCCGCAGACGCAGGAAGGGCCGCCCCCCGAACGUGGGCGAGGCCGAGACCCCCGGCCCCCCCAGCGCCAAGCUCCUCCGCAAGCUGGAGGCCCAAGAAAUCGCCCGGCAGGCUGCUCAGAUCAAGCUGAUGCGGAAGCUGGAGAAGCAGGCUCUGGCACGAGCCGCCAAAGAGGCCCGAAAACAGCAAGCAAUCAUGGCUGCUGAGGAGAAGAGGAAGCAGAAGGAACAAAUCAAGAUUUUGAAACAACAGGAAAAGAUCAAACGAAUUCAGCAAAUCCGAAUGGAGAAGGAACUUAGGGCUCAGCAGAUUCUGGAGGCCAAAAGGAAGAAGAAAGAAGAAGCAGCAACUGCCAAAAUUUUGGAGGCGGAGAAGCGAGUAAAGGAGAAGGAGUUGCGGAGGCAGCAGGCUGUCAUGUUGAAACAUCAGGAGUUGGAGAGGCAUAGACUAGAUAUGGUAUGGGAGCGCGAGAGGCGGAGGCAGCACAUGAUGUUGAUGAAGGCGGUGGACGCACGGAAGAAGGCCGAGGAGAAGGAGCGUUUAAAGCAGGAAAAGAGGGAUGAAAAACGACUAAACAAGGAGAGGAAACUGGAGCUCAGAAGGCUGGAACUGGAGAUUGCCAGGGAACUGAAGAAGCCCAAUGAAGACAUGUGCUUGGAGGACCAUCAGCCUCUCCCGGAGUUGUCGCGGAUCCCGGGCCUGGUCCUGCCCGGCAGCUCGUUCUCGGACUGCCUGAUGGUGAUGCAGUUCCUGCGCAGCUUCGGGAAGGUGCUGGGCCUGGAAGUGAGCGCAGACGUGCCCCCGCUCAGCGUGCUGCAGGAGGGCCUGCUGAACGUGGGCGAGUGCAUGGGCGAGGUGCAGGACCUGCUGGUGCGCAUGCUGUCUGCGGCCGUGUGCGACCCGGGCCUGCCCCCCGGACACAGGACCAAAACAGCCCUGGGGGACCACUUGACCAACGUGGGGAUAAACCGGGACAACGUGUCUGAGAUCCUGCAGAUCUACAUGGAGGCCCACUGCGGGCAAACAGACCUGGCCGAGGUGACGGACAGCCUGCGGACCAAGGCCUUCCAGGCCCACUCGCCCAUGCAGAAGGCCUCUGUGCUGGCCUUCCUGGUCAACGAGCUGGCCUGCAGCAAGAGCGUGGUCAGCGAGAUCGACAAAAACAUCGACCACAUGACCAACCUCAGGAGGGACAAGUGGGUUAUCGAAGGCAAGCUUCGCAAGCUGAGGAGCAUCCACGCCAAGAAGACGGGGAAGAGGGAGUCGGGCGUGGGCGGUGAGGAGACCCAGCCGCUCGGAACGCCCGCCGCCGGACGCAAGCGCAAGCGGAAAGGCGGGGACAGCGACGAAGACGAGGACGAAGACGAGGACAGCGACGAGCAGGGCGAGGAGGACGACGACGACGAAGAGGACGGAAAGAAAGGGAAGAAAGUGGAAACCUGCGAGGACGAGGAUGACGGGGACCAGACAGCCAGCGUGGAGGAGUUGGAGAAGCAGAUAGAUAAAUUAACGAAGCAACAGAACCAGAUCCGGCGGAAGCUGUUCGAGGCGUCCCAUUCGCUGCGCUCCAUGAUGUUCGGCCAGGACCGCUACAAACGCCGCUACUGGGUGCUGCCGCAGUGCGGUGGGAUCUUCGUAGAGGGCAUGGAGAGUGGAGACGGUCCAGAGGAGGUGGAAAAAGAGAGGGAGAGGCUGAGGAGGGCAGAGACGCUCCAAAUCAAAGAGGAGCCUCCGGAGGUGGUGGAGGAGAAGUCACUGGAGGCGGGUCUGGAGCUGAACUUUGAGCGAAUCGCAGAGACCCCGGAAGGCCCAAAGGAGAAGUCCUCCCCAAACCUCUUUCUCCAGAAGCCCGACUCCUUCUCCAAACUGAGCAAGCUCCUGGAGGUGGCCAAGAUGUCCCCCGAGUCAGAGGAGCUCCGGCAGGGGGAGAACCCCAGCCCCCAGGCCUUCGCCCCCCCCGCGGCCUCCUCCCCGCCCAGCGCCGCCUUCCAGCCGUUACCCAGCAGCCCCCCGCCGGGCCCCGCCCAGCCCUGCGCCGAGGCCAAGCCCGACCCCCUGCCCAGCCCCAAACGCAGCAGCCCCCACCAGCUCCUCCCGAACGACCAGCUGUUCCGCGUGCUGACGGAGCGCAGCGGCCAGUGGUUCAGCCUGCUCCCCCGCUCGCCCUGCGACGAGUCCUCCCUCACCAGCCCCGCCCCGCGCCCCGCGCCCUCGUCCCCCCCCACCCCCCCUGCCUCCGCCGCCAGCCCCCAUCAUGCCGCGGGGCUCAAUAACUUCGCCUUCUCCGCCGUGCAGGUGAAGGCCGGUAUGCACCUGAUGGGCGUCCCGUUCUGCGGAUGGCCCAGUGGAAUGGUGAGCCCAAACAUGGCCUUCUCCAGCACCCCCCUGCCCUCCAUGCUGGGGCAGUCCUUCCCCCUGCCAGAGGGCAGCGCCAGCCCCUUCCUGGCCCCCAGUACCGCCACCAGCAAGAGCGACUCUCCAGCGCCCUCCAGCGAGAAGCCCCCCUCCGCACCCUCCCCGGUCCUGGAGGUGGCCAAGCCACAGGACUACCCCGACCCCCAGCCCAUACCUGAAGAGAUGCUGACGGGCUGGUGGAAGGUGUCUGACAUGGAGGAGCUGCGGUCUCUGGUGAAGGCGCUGCACUGCAGAGGGGUGCGUGAGAAAGCCCUGCAGAAACAGAUCCAGAAGUACAUGGAGUACAUCGCCCAGGCCAGCGCUAAGAACAGAGACGUGUCCACCAUCGACCCGAGCGAGGCGGAGGAGAAGCAGGUGACGGAGGAGACGGUGGCGGGGUGGUGCGUGGAGGAGCAGGCCAUGGAGAUGGACAUCGCCGUGCUGCAGCAGGUGGAGGAGCUGGAGAGGAAGGUCACCUCCGCCAGCCUGCAGGUCAAGGGAUGGAUUUAUCCGGAGCCUCACUCGGAGAGAGAAGACCUAGUCUACCACGAGCACAAGCCCUCCUCCACGCUGUGCCCGGCAGAAGACACAGAGGCCCCGGAUAACCCGGAAGAGAAAGAGGCCGGCAGCAGCAACAUCGGCGGCAUUGUACGACGUGUCAACAACCCCCUAGAUAUAGCUGUAACCAGACUGGCUGAGUUGGAGAGGAACAUAGAGCGAAGGUAUCUGAAGACCCCCUUAGGUACCACCAUUCAGAUCAAACUGGAUAAUGUUGGUACAGUCACUGCUCCUGCACCAUCCAGUAGUGGUGAUGGUGAAGGGGGUGAGGAAGACGUGGCCCCGGGGAUGAAGGUGUGGCGGAAGGCUCUGGCCGAGGUGCGCAGUGCUGCCCAGCUGGCUCUCUGUCUGCAGCAGCUGCAGAAGUCCAUCGCCUGGGAGAGGUCCAUCAUGAAGGUGUACUGCCAGGUUUGUAGAAAAGGAGACAACGAGGAGCUGCUCUUGCUGUGUGACGGUUGUGACAAAGGGUGUCACACGUACUGCCAAAGACCCAAGAUCACCACAAUACCGGAGGGAGACUGGUACUGUCCAGCCUGCAUAUCCAAGGCAAGUAGCCAGUCCCCAAAGAACAAAAAGCUUCCUAACCGGUCUGGAGGAGGGGGAUCAGGAGGAGGGAGUGCAGGAGGAGGAGGAGGAGGUGGAGGUUCAGGAGGAGGAGGAGGAGGGGGAAAGAAGAAUGCGGACAUCAAGCGCAACAGGAAGCUGUCGGCAGCUGGAGAGGUCUCAGAAGAUGAUGCUGCAAGUACGAGCAGUACUCCAAAAAAAGGGGUCAAAGAGACCAAAAAGAAGAAGGGGGAGGAGACCCCCAUGGCCAGCCAGCCAAAACAGGACAGUCCUGCCUGUGUGAAGAAAGCCAAAACUGCCAGAGACCACGCCAAGGAACUGGCUGUGUGCAGUGUACUACUCUCUGAGAUGGAGGCCCAUCAGGAUGCCUGGCCCUUUCUCACCCCCGUUAACCUGAAAUCUGUUCCUGGCUACAAGAAGGUCAUCAAGAAGCCCAUGGAUUUCUCCACUAUCCGCGAGAAGCUCGGCAGCAACCAGUACCAAAAUCUUGAGAUGUUCAUAGUUGAUGUCAGCUUGGUUUUUGAUAACUGUGAAAAGUUUAAUGAAGAUGACUCUGAUAUCGGACGAGCUGGACACGACAUGAGGAAGUUCUUCGAACGAAGACAGACUGAACUUUUGAAGACAAACUAGGCUUGUUUGGACAUUACUUUCCACCAUCUGGGACCAGCUGUCUCCAUUUCAAUUUCCAGAGCUGAAGGUUUGAGUAUUGUACUGAGGACAAGCUCUGAAUAUGAGACUCCACUCCCUCCAUCACAACCCAGGGCUCCUAAAUGUAUUGGUUACUUAAACUUAAUUACAAUGCUGGUUUGGCUAGAACAGGGAACACACACCCACAGAGACAGGGGUGUCUUAGUGCAAUACCAUUUCCUAUAAUAAACCGCACUGAACUUACAACCAUCAGAGCUGUAAUUGGGAAAGAAUUCUUUCCAGUACCUGUAAAUAUAUAUUAAUUUUGUUUUGUUUUUUUUAUUUACUUUAUUGUUAAUAUUAUAGUGAAUGUAUUUAAUUUGUUAAUUAUUUAUGAGUGAAAAAGGUCCAGUCUUCAUUUUCUAUGAAAAGGAAGAAACAGCAAAAACUGCUUUAAAAAUCUAAAGGAAUGUUUUUCAGAUAUAAAACAAAGCCAAGAAAAAAAAAGAUACUGUUUACACUGUCAGUGCCUCCAGGCACCGGAAGAUUCAUUACGGUAACACUGUAAAGCUGCGUUUAUAUAUGAAUUUGUUUUUGCAUCUCUUGCAAAACACAGCGAGGCAGCAUACACAUCUGUAUAUACUGUUCAUUAAUGUUAAUAUUAAGUCUUGUUUGGAAUAUGUAUGAUGUGUACAUAUUGUUUCAGACAUCAAAUAUUGUUCAUGCCUUAGAAUUAUUGUAGCAUUUUCUUUUUAGUCUUAAAAUGAUUAUACAUAUAUUGCUUGUACAGUACGUAUCCUCUGCAAACACUGUGGUCUCCUUAAUCUUGGUAGUGCCUGCCUCUCCAACAGGGUGUAGGGGAUAUUAUUUUGGUUCCCGUUUUCUAUUUUUUUAAAUAUCAUUUUAAUCCUCCCAGGCCUCAAAUUUUGACAUAAUCAUUUCUAUCCAUAUGAAAUAUAUUGUGACGCACAGUAUUUUUUCGUAAAAACAUUUCCCUCCAUCUGCCUUGCCACGGACCCCAGGACACAAGGACAUUUGUAACCUCUGUGUUUGAAUAUUGCUGUGUGUCGUGGCCUACUGGAGGCAGCUAGAGCAGAUUUUUUUGUACCUGAGUCAGAGUACUUGAAGUUAUUUUAUUUAAAGAUAUUGUGGAAGAAGGUAGCAUUCUUUUUGUAGGAGUAUUAUUUUUCACUAGUGUGUGUGGCACGGAUCUAAUAAAAGGAUGUUUUUCAACCCAGUA
Molecule: messenger RNA, 8135 nt
Organism: Conger conger (European conger)
Lineage: Eukaryota; Metazoa; Chordata; Actinopteri; Anguilliformes; Congridae
Product: bromodomain adjacent to zinc finger domain protein 2B-like
Exons: 39
Coding region: 239-6898 (2219 amino acids)
Molecular function (GO): protein binding; DNA binding
Source: RefSeq, a predicted model, not a curated record